This is a messenger RNA of Pomacea canaliculata, 5206 nucleotides long. Its product is annotated as delta-1-pyrroline-5-carboxylate synthase-like. The transcript is spliced from 15 exons. The record is from RefSeq and is a predicted model, not a curated record. Gene Ontology annotation, molecular function: ATP binding; glutamate-5-semialdehyde dehydrogenase (NADP+) activity; glutamate 5-kinase activity. Gene Ontology annotation, cellular component: mitochondrion; cytoplasm. Lineage: Eukaryota; Metazoa; Mollusca; Gastropoda; Architaenioglossa; Ampullariidae.
GCUCUGGAAUGCUUGACGUUAGGAAAAUAAAGUAGCGUACGUAGCUUGACGGUGGCGAUCGGGCUUUUUGGAUUGGGAAGUGAGAGUAGAGAGACGGCAGCCGCCGAGUGAAACUGAAUCAAUAACUAUACAGUGUGCGGAUAUUCCACCUUUGUUGUUCUUGUACAACCAGCCCACCCCUACGUAGCCAUCAGAGACUGGCGUGCUGGUUACACGAGACAACAGCGGUCGGUCUGUGUCGUGACGACGACAGUCGGAAGAGCCGGAAUAACGACCUUCACCUCCAUAGACAGACGACCUUCACCUCAAGUACUGAAACCAGCAUCAAGCAGGUUAUUCUGAGAUCUAUUAUCUCAAUAAACUGCGUGAAGAAGAAGAUAAAAACAUGUAUUGACGCCUGAACAGUGUUCAGAUUUAGAAAGGAGCUGUGAGCUGAGCCCUCAGAGUUGCCGAUCGCGCUCUUGUUCUCCGAGCUUACGACAACAAAGCGUAAAAAUGCUCAGGACAAAGAUACUGUUGAAAUUGCCAGCCAGCUUCGGUGCCUCUUCCAUUUUAUCUUGUGCCCAGACUCGUGCACUCUUGAAUAGCCAGCAUGGCACAACAUAUGGCUGGCUUCAAGUCUCAUAGGAAUUGCUACUGCACAGAUCAGCAGCAAGUACAAGGGACUGCAUUAAUCAUGCGAAGUGACUUAGCCAAAGUAAAACGUGUGGUGGUCAAACUUGGAAGUGCUGUCAUCACUCGAGAAGAUGAGUGUGGUUUAGCACUUGGUCGGCUGGCCUCUAUUGUUGAGCAGGUGGCAGAACUUCAAGCUCAGGGCAGAGAAAUGCUAAUGGUUACCAGUGGAGCUGUAGCAUUUGGAAAGCAGAAGCUGCGUCAAGAAGCUGCCAUGUCCAUGAGCAUGAGGCAAAGUCUGCUAAGUGCAGACAAAAGUGGGAUGCGCCCCCCAACACUGGAACCUCGAGCAUGUGCAGCUGCUGGACAGAGUGGGUUGAUGUCCAUGUAUGACGCUAUGUUUCAACAAUAUGGUCUCAAGACUGCUCAGGUUCUGGUGACUAAACCUGACUUCCAGAAUGAAUUCACUCGCAGAAACUUGAGAAGUACACUUGCAGAACUGUGUAAACUUAAAAUUAUUCCAAUUAUCAAUGCCAAUGAUGCUGUUGCACCACCACCAGAACCAGAUAAGGACCUCGCAGGGGUAAUAAGUGUGAAGGACAACGACAGCCUAGCUGCUCGCCUGGCAGUGGAAGUUGGGGCCGAGCUGCUCAUCAUCAUGAGUGAUGUAAAUGGGCUUUAUACAGCACCUCCAGGAAUGCCUGAUUCACGCCUUCUCCACUCUUUCUGCCCUAUGAGCCCUGAAGAUUCAAAAAUUAUCAUUGGAGACAAGUCCCGUGUUGGUUUGGGUGGAAUGGAUAGCAAGGUCAAAGCUGCAACCUGGGCACUUAAGAAUGGCACAUCAGUUGUCAUCUGCAAUGGAUGCGAGGAGAAGGCAGUGGUGAAUAUUGUGAAGGGCAAGAAAGUUGGUACUUUUUUUACCAUGGCACCAAUGCAAGGUACACCUGUGGAGGUCCAGGCUCGCCUAGCACGUGAGGGUAGCCGACAGCUGCAGGCGUUGACUGGGGAGCACCGUUCUGCCAUUGUCAAUCGGUUGGCUGAUCUAUUAAUAGAGAAGAAGGCUGAUAUCUUGGCAGCUAACCAGCAGGACAUUAAUCAGGCCUACAAUCAAGGUAUGUCACAGCAUAUGAUGGCACGCCUGUACCUGAGCGAGCAGAAGUUACAGACCUUGGCCACUGGUCUGAGGCAGAUUGCCAAAUCUUCCCAGAAUGCAGUGGGUCGUGUGCUGAAGCGCACUGUCAUGGCUGAAAAUCUCCAUUUAGAGCAGAUUUCUGUCCCAAUUGGUGUGCUUUUGGUUAUUUUUGAAUCAAGACCAGAUGCUUUGCCACAGGUUGCGGCUCUUUCCAUCUGCAGUGGAAAUGGCCUGCUACUGAAAGGAGGUACAGAAGCAUCUAACAGCAACAAGCUGUUGCACACUCUGGUGCAGGAGUCAAUUUCUCCCUUUGUAUCUCCAGAUACUGUUGCAUUGGUUAGCCGGAGAGAAGAUAUUGCAGAUCUACUGCAGAUGAGUGACUACAUUGACUUGGUCAUUCCCCGAGGCUCAGCACAGCUGGUGCAAAAAAUCCAAGAAGCCAGUCACAACAUCCCAGUUUUGGGUCACAGUGAGGGAGUCUGCCAUGUAUACAUCGAUGAAAAUGUUGAACCUGAGAUGGCAUGCGUAUAGGUGGGUAUACAGAUGGUUAUUGACUCCAAAUGUGACUACCCUGCUGCCUGCAAUGCUAUGGAGACACUUCUAAUCCACAAGAAACACAGAGAAGGACCACUCUUUGACCGCAUUUGUGAAAAGCUCAGGACUGAGGGAGUUGAUAUUCAUGCUGGUCCAAGACUGUGUCGGAUGCUAAGGUUUGGACCAUCUCUGGCAGCAUCUAUGCGUACAGAGUAUGGUGGACUGGAGUGUGCAGUAGAAGUGGUUGAUGAUGUUGAUGAUGCUAUACGGCACAUAAACAAGCACAGCAGUGGUCACACUGAUGCUAUUGUCACCAAUGAUGUUGAAAAUGCUGAAAAAUUCUUGAAGCUAGUGGACAGUGCCUGUGUGUUCAGGAAUGCUAGCACAAGAUUUUCAGAUGGAUACCGUUUUGGCCUAGGUGCUGAGGUUGGCAUUAGUACAUCACGUAUACAUGCACGUGGCCCGGUUGGAAUUGAAGGACUGCUGACCACAAAGUGGGUGCUUAAGGGUGCUGGACAAAUAAAUCGUGACUUCACCGAUGGCCACCUGGAGUAUCUUCACCAGCACCUGCCAGUUAGUGCAGAAAGUGAUAUGGAAACUGUGGCUUCCAUCUCAUCAUCAUCACAGCGGUCCACUGUUUAACUAAUUUUUUUUAACUUUCCAGUUUCCCAACCUCUUACUCAAGUUCCACUGAUGUAUGACUUGCGAAUGACAUUUGGUUGCAUGUAGGAAUGUUCACGUCACAGAUCAGUAAGUGCAAAUGUGACCUUAUGGUUUACCAUUGGAUUGGUGCAGGGUAAGUACAUCUUCUCCUCGUUCGUGCCUCUUUAUGAUCAUGACAUACUUUAUGACAUAAAAAAAUUUGUUUGUAUUUUACAUGUUUGCUUUCCUGCCCUGGUCACUGUUGACUUUGAUCUCUCAGUCCUCUCAUUGUCUGACCUGAAAUCCAUCGUUUAUGGUAUAUAAAAUAUACCUCAUGUACUUAAAGUAAAUCCAGUUUUUAUGUUAACCUCCCACACUUUAAGGAUAGAAGUAAAUCGUGGGAGAAAAUGAUUUUUACAGAAAUGUUUCUGCAUCUUUUAUUGAGCUUUCCUUAUUUGUACUCUGGUCUUUGGGUGGGAGAAAUUUUAAAAAUCCUUGUUGAGUGUUAACUGUGAAUUCUUGGAUCUGAAGUUUGCGUUGCAUUUUGUUCUGCAUUUAAUGCUUUAUCCAUUUGUUUUCUUUUUUCCUGAGGUUUAUGGUUGAGUGAUUGGAGGGGUUUAAAGUUCACUCGGUCUUGUUUCUGUGAAACUGUUUACUCGACAGCUGAAUGGUGCCUGGUGUUCAGGAAAUGUAAAUGACAGUGGCAGGAAUGAAAUGAGCUCUAAAUUCUACGUUGUGAAGUAGAUGCUUUAAAGUACUUACUGUUAAUCUCCAUUUGUCACUAAAGAGGUGAAAGUCACUUUGAAUACCCCACCCAUGUGCUGAUGUGUUCAUUGUCUAAUAAUGUAAAUGGAAUGAAAAGCGAUAUAUUUAGUGUUCAUUCAUUUUGUUGCUUUAUUUUACAGUUGGCUCUAUAAAAUUUCAUCUCCAUAGUUUGUAUUAUUUCAUUUAUAUACACCUUGCAAUGAGCAGAAUACAUACUCUGGCUUAUCACAAAAGAUCACGGAAGGUCUCGCAUAGAUUCUUUUUGUGAACACAUUUACUCUUGUGUGUAAAUGAUGACAUUUAUUUUUCAAAAAUAUCCUAUUCCAUAUAAACAUGCAGAUGGGACCAAUGGAUAGUUGGCACGCUGAUGGCAGGCCACAGCUACAGGGACUAAUUUUUUGUUGGAAUGCAUUUCUAGUCUUUAUAUAAUCAAAGAAUCUCUUGUGUUGAAAUUCUCUGAACAGUUGAAUUAUUCAAGCACAAACCUUUUCUUUAGUUGCAGUAUUGAUUUUUAAUGGUUUAAUCUUAUGUCUAAGUUGUUGUUUUUUUUCCCCCAUCAUAUCAUUUGUACCUUCAGCUCCAGAUUGCAAGAGGUGGCAGGAAUUUUUUUUAAUGUCUUAUAUAUAUAUUUUUUUUUUACUUAAGUAGUCUCCCAGUUGAUGGAAAAUGAAUAAACAUUACCUUUAUGGUCUUUUUUUUUAUGGGGUUUCUGGCAGGUUCAAAUUGUCUUCUUAAAUUUUUUGUUUUCUGAUAUCAGCCUGCAUUAUCUUUUGGUUUUUUUAUAAACAUGGAAAUGUGUUGUGUUUUUUUUGUGUGCUGUGCUGUUUGAAUGCAGAUACUAGCUACUUUGUGUUGUUGUUAAAGAUUAUCUUAAUGGUUUUCUUUCACAAGUGUUAAGCUACUUUCCAUAAAUUUCACAAAUACUGAGUUGGUGGAUGAAAAUUCUUCAGCACAUUUUUCUUUGUAUUUUACGUUUACAUGCCUAAUUACAGACUUUUAGACUUAGUGUUUAGAAUACAGUGAUUGUGGGACUUCUGAGCAUUGUGAAAUCAUUCAUGUGAAAAUAUAUAUGUUAAGGGCAUGGUGAAAAGUCCAUGCUUUGAUCUGUUUUCAGGUGUAAAAUGUAAAAAUUUUUGGUUGUCAUUUGAGCAAUAGGCAUUCCAUUUAAAAAGAAAGGUGAACAAGGCUGGGGGAGGGGACCGUUUUACAAAAUGAUCAUAAUCAUUGUAACAACAGUAUCUUUAUACAAGAGAAUAUUUGAAGGAAAAAAAACCUGGGUUAUACUACCUCUUGUGUUAUGUGUAGAAAUUUUCUUUAUGUGGAAAAUAUUUGUAUGAUUCCGCUGAUUCACUUGUGAAAAGCAAUUUUGCCCAUAUGGAUGUGAGCCCAGUGUGCUGCACAUGAAAGACUACAGACCAACAGCCAAGAAACAUAACAUAUAAGAAACAUAACAGAUGAAAAUUUAGUUGGAUUGAAGACAGUAUUCGUCUCUACAUGAAAUAAAUUGGCAUGUGCUUUUUA